Nycticebus coucang (slow loris) is the source of this 1851-nucleotide messenger RNA. It is a transcript of the gene IP6K1, whose product is annotated as inositol hexakisphosphate kinase 1. Gene Ontology annotation, cellular component: nucleus; cytoplasm. The transcript has 6 exons. Gene Ontology annotation, molecular function: inositol hexakisphosphate kinase activity. NCBI's taxonomy places the organism in Eukaryota, Metazoa, Chordata, Mammalia, Primates, Lorisidae. The record is from RefSeq and is a predicted model, not a curated record. Gene Ontology annotation, biological process: phosphatidylinositol phosphate biosynthetic process; inositol phosphate biosynthetic process. The coding region runs from base 317 to 1642 and encodes 441 amino acids.
UGGCCGCCAUCUUGUUGUUGAUCGUACUUAGUGGGCAGCGCCGGGAGCUGGACCGAGCGGCCGGGGAGGGCCGCUGCUGCGGGGCUCACCCACCUGCGCUGCCUACCAGGGGGCGGGCCGAAACUCAGAGGCCCUGGGGGCCCAGCUCCCAUAGGGAGCUGUGGGCACCCGCUGCCCAGGCCAGGCCGGACAGAAUAAUAAGCUGAACAGGAUCAGACCAUUGGCUUUCAGCUCACCAGGAACUUCUACCUAGCUCUCCUUUUGUGGCCCAUGUGCUGCAUCCUCUGUCCUCAGUGUGCAACUGGCCCCCAACGCAAUGUGUGUUUGUCAAACCAUGGAAGUGGGGCAGUAUGGCAAGAACGCAAGUCGGGCUGGAGACAGGGGAGUCCUCCUGGAGCCCUUCAUCCACCAAGUGGGCGGACACAGCAGCAUGAUGCGCUAUGAUGACCACACUGUGUGCAAGCCCCUCAUCUCCCGGGAACAGCGCUUCUACGAGUCCCUUCCUCCUGAAAUGAAGGAAUUCACCCCUGAGUACAAAGGUGUGGUAUCUGUCUGUUUUGAGGGGGACAGUGAUGGUUACAUCAACUUGGUGGCUUACCCUUAUGUGGAAAGUGAGACUGUGGAACAGGAUGACACACCAGAACGGGAGCAACCCCGGCGCAAACACUCCCGCCGGAGCCUGCACCGGUCAGGCAGUGGUAGUGACCACAAGGAGGAGAAAGCCAGCCUAUCUCUUGAGACCUCUGAGAGCUCCCAGGAGGCAAAGAGUCCAAAGGUGGAGCUUCACAGCCACUCUGAUGUCCCUUUCCAGAUGCUAGAUGGCAACAGUGGUCUGAGUUCUGAGAAAAUCAGCCACAAUCCCUGGAGCUUGCGCUGUCACAAACAACAGCUGAGCCGCAUGCGCUCUGAAUCCAAGGACCGAAAGCUCUACAAGUUCCUCUUGCUUGAGAAUGUGGUGCACCACUUUAAGUACCCCUGUGUGCUGGACUUAAAGAUGGGAACCCGGCAGCAUGGUGAUGAUGCCUCAGCUGAGAAGGCAGCCCGGCAGAUGAGGAAGUGUGAGCAGAGCACGUCAGCUACACUGGGUGUCAGGGUCUGUGGUAUGCAGGUGUACCAGCUGGACACAGGGCAUUACCUCUGCAGGAACAAGUACUACGGCCGUGGGCUGUCCAUCGAAGGCUUCCGCAAUGCCCUCUAUCAGUAUCUGCACAAUGGCCUGGACCUGCGACGUGACCUUUUUGAGCCUAUUCUGAGCAAACUGCGGGGAUUGAAAGCUGUGCUAGAGCGGCAGGCCUCCUACCGCUUCUACUCCAGUUCCCUGCUUGUCAUCUAUGAUGGCAAGGAGUGCCGGGCUGAGUCCUACCUGGACCGCCGGUCUGAGAUGCGUCUCAAGCACCUGGACAUGGGGCUCUCUGAGGUGGCAUCAUCCUGUGGCCCUAGUACCAGCCCCAGCAGCACCAGCCCUGAGGCAGGUCCCUCCUCACCACCUAAAGUGGAUGUCCGCAUGAUUGACUUUGCACAUAGCACAUUCAAGGGCUUUCGGGAUGACCCCACUGUGCAUGAUGGGCCAGACAGAGGCUAUGUAUUUGGCCUGGAGAACCUCAUCAGCAUCAUGGAACAGAUGCGGGAUGAGAACCAGUAGGCCCUGUUCUGGGCUCCUAGAAACCCCUUCCUCUCCACCCGCAGGCAGGGACCAUUGCUCUGAACUCACCGUGAGGACACACAGACUUGCUUUUAAAGGGUUAUAUUUCUCUUUGGUGUAAACUAAAAGAAAUGUUUUUAGCUGUAGCCUGGAAUCCAUAUAUAUAAAGUGAAAGAGGGCAAAAUAUAUGUCCUCUCAGCCAGGCUCCU